Mesorhabditis spiculigera is the source of this 651-nucleotide messenger RNA. NCBI's taxonomy places the organism in Eukaryota, Metazoa, Nematoda, Chromadorea, Rhabditida, Rhabditidae. The record is from the annotation of a GenBank genome assembly.
AUGCCUUUCUGUGUUACUCCACCCUUCUCUGAUUCCAGCGUCGAUUGGCGCACGACGUCGCCGCAACUGCAUGCGAAGUUUUCGAAGGCCGUUUCUGCAAUCACGCCCCUGAAGCCUGUAAAAAUGGUUGAACAUGAAACCAUGGACGAUUCACAUGCCGACACUUCAAACGCUGAUGCCCAUCCAGCGCCAGGGGUGUCGUUUGUGAAAUCGCGUGGGCGAAACCUUGACGUUGACGCGUGGAUAGAGAGCGUGAAGAGUUGUAGAUAUUUGCCCGAAGAAGACAUGAUGUCACUUUGCGAUAGUCUUAUCGAGCGACUUGUACACGUCCCGAAUAUUGUCCAAGUCGAUUUGCCGGCGACGAUAUGCGGCGAUAUCCAUGGCCAAUUCUAUGACUUGUUGGAAUUAUUUCGCGUCGGGGGUCAAGUGCCGGACACGAAAUACGUUUUUAUGGUGAACGAAGGCUUUCGAUAUAUGUUUAACGAAAUGCUCUGUAACGUGUGGUCAGCCCCUAACUACUGCUAUCGUUGCGGUAACACGGCGUCGGUUCUCGCAAUUGCCGCUGAUCAACGUCGAGAGAUCAAAUAUUUCGAAGCCGUCGCGGAAGAAGAUCGUGUUCGUCCUGAUCGCAUAGUCUCCCCGUAUUUCCUG